Diachasma alloeum is the source of this 1004-nucleotide messenger RNA. RefSeq names its product signal recognition particle receptor subunit beta (gene SrpRbeta). Lineage: Eukaryota; Metazoa; Arthropoda; Insecta; Hymenoptera; Braconidae. Gene Ontology annotation, molecular function: GTP binding. Gene Ontology annotation, biological process: Golgi to plasma membrane protein transport; protein localization to organelle; intracellular protein transport. The transcript is spliced from 4 exons. Bases 110 to 847 code for a protein of 245 amino acids. The record is from RefSeq and is a predicted model, not a curated record. Gene Ontology annotation, cellular component: Golgi apparatus.
GUUUACCAGUACUCAGCGCUCAUUUGUGCUUACGUUUACCGCCGACUCCACAUGUUCUCCGACCGUCUGGAAUAGUAAACUUCGGGUAAUAACAGUGAAUAAUUGAAUUAUGGAAAAACGAGCUGAGGCACUACUGGAGGACAAUGAGGCUUCGCAAUUAUUUGGGAUAAUUGUUGCUAUUUUUGCGGUCGUUUUGACAAUCGUUGCAUUCAUCGUAUGGCAGAGGAAAAAAUCUGUUGGUCGGAGUGUACUCAUCACAGGUCUUUGUGAUGCUGGAAAAACAUUGUUGUAUGCGCGAUUGAUUCAUUCGCGUUUCAUCGAAACGUACACAUCUGCAAAAGAAAAUGUGGAUGAUAUCGAAAUUAAAGACAAUUCCCUCAAAAUUGUCGACAUCCCCGGCCACGAGAGACUGAGAUACAGAAUUUUUGAUAAAUACAAAUCAUCAGCCAGAGGUCUAAUCUUCGUGAUCGACUCCGUGACUUUCCAAAAAGAUAUUCGUGAUGUUGCAGAGUUCUUAUACACUUUGCUCUGUGACUCGUCACUCCAGAAAUCCCUCCCGAUCCUCGUCCUCUGCAAUAAACAAGACCAAGCAUUGGCGAAGGGCUGCAAAGUCAUCAGAAAUCUCCUGGAGAAGGAGUUGAAUCUCGUUCGUGUGACGAAGUCCAGUCAACUCGAGGCCACCGACGCAUCCUCAACGAACACAUUCCUCGGUAAAGAGGGGAAGGACUUUGAAUUCGACGACGUGAGCAUGAAAAUUGAGUUCGCUGAGUGCAGUGCCUUCAGCAAAGAGUCCGAAACCUCGGCCGAGAUUGAACAGCUGCAGGACUGGCUCGAGAAAAUUUUGUGAAGAACAAAAAGGCUCAGGAAAUAUGAAAAAAUCGAGUGGAUGAAUGCGUGAAACGAGAGUUUAACUGAAAUGUCUCAAACUCUAUAAAAUUCUAUUUUUUCUCCAUUUCAAAUAUUUGGAAGCAAUAUUUUAUAGAAGAAAAUCAAUAGAUUUUUGU